Molecule: messenger RNA, 3862 nt
Organism: Blastomyces gilchristii SLH14081
Lineage: Eukaryota; Fungi; Ascomycota; Eurotiomycetes; Onygenales; Ajellomycetaceae
Product: CAMK/CAMK1/CAMK1-RCK protein kinase, variant 2
Exons: 3
Coding region: 1570-2943 (457 amino acids)
Biological process (GO): mitotic DNA damage checkpoint signaling; protein phosphorylation
Cellular component (GO): nucleus
Molecular function (GO): ATP binding; protein serine/threonine kinase activity
Source: RefSeq, a predicted model, not a curated record
CAGUCGAUGACAUCAGCGCUGUUGGUGCUUGAUCAUAUCAAUGUAUGAAGAUCUACUAGCCAGCCCGCAUCGUGAUGGAAAACCAAGGCUAUAUCAGAUUACUGUGUUUGGAAUCGACAAUUAUGAUGAAAACCCGCAUACUCGAAGUACUUACUGGCUCUUCCCCUAUGACGUUUUCCUCAGCCCCCACCAGCCGCCCCCCUCACCUGACCUGCGCUUCAUCGCCAAGACCUGCGACAAUCAAGAUUUUUAAUACCAACCAGCCGUACCGCCGCUGAUGCCGCGAUCUCUCUCCCCUUGUCGUUAUUAUUCCUCUUCCUCCUUAACCUCUCUCUCCCUCUGGUUAACUCUCUAAUUUCCCGUUCUCUUAUAUUCCCUUGUAUCUCCUUGUAUCCCUUGUCGUUGGCUAGCCGCUUCUUCCUUCCUGCCCUUCCUUCUUCUGCCCAGGUGGCUUGUUCCAUUCGCCUUCUUCGGCGCUUUACUACCGCCAGCCAUCCCCUCGAAUUACCAUCUAUCGGCAGCCAGGCUCCUUUCCCUCCCACCACUUUUCAGACCUGGGAUCGAUUUUUACCCUGACCUGAUUGUCGUUCCUUUAAACUCCUUCUGGCCUCCCUAUCAUUGACAUCCUCGCUUUGAGUCCUCGCAAAGCCGUCGUGAUUUGCCGCCUAUAUACUUCCCGUCCUUCGACGGGAUAGCCUCCCUCGAGCCACUCCUUAUAACCUAACGGACCUAACCUGACCUGACCUGACCUCCUGUUCAUUAUUUGAAAGACGCUCCGUACAAUCAGCAGCUCCUAGGAGACUGAUUUUGCCCGUCAUGAGUACUAUUCAGAGCCUCAAGAAUUUCAUACGUCAUGGCAAGCAGGCCCGCGUAGCCACACCCCACGCGGAGCCCACCACAAAUGUCUCUACCAUCCACGCAGAACAACAGAAACAGCCUCAAGGCCAAUAUCCUGCUAUCCGCGGUUUGGAUGCUUUGGAUUGCAGAUUACCACCAAAGGAUGCCUCUAAUGCGCCAGGAUCAAAACAAACAGGGACAGCAGCCAAUAAAGGCUCACGAGUGCAUGAGUCGGAAAUCGAGCAGAUAAUCGCGGAGGAGAGACGGAGUAGGUCAAUGAUGCCAAAAUACCCGGGACUGGAGAGAUGGGAGUUAGUCGAGAAAAUGGGCGAUGGUGCUUUCAGUAAUGUAUAUCGAGCCAGAGAUACGACUGGGAAAUUUAAGGAGGUUGCUAUCAAGGUCGUGCGGAAAUUCGAGAUGAACUCCAAACAGGUAUGCAUCCGUCACCUGACACCGGACCAUUUCCUUCUUCCCUCUCCCACUCCCCCAUUUGUUUUUUAAUAUGUGGUGUCUUCUUUAUUUUCGCAUUGCGACACAUUCUGUCAGCAUGCGGCGCGCCUUGGUUCUUUUCACUUUCUCUCUAUCCAACUUUCAUCUUUAUUCUUUCUUCGUUUAUACUCUCGCCAACAUCGAAGAGUGGAAUUCUAGGGCGAGGCUCAUCUUCAUCCGGACCUCAAGAAGAAGCAAAAACAGGUCGUGGAGCGAGCCAACAUCCUCAAAGAAGUUCAAAUAAUGCGCCAAAUCGACCAUCCCAAUAUCGUCAAAUUGAUCGAGUUCUCAGAGUCGAGGCAGUUUUACUAUAUCGUCCUUGAGCUUUGCCCUGGGGGCGAACUCUUUCACCAAAUCGUUCGGUUGACAUACUUUAGCGAAGACCUCAGUCGCCAUGUUAUCCUACAAGUCGCAAAAGCAAUAGAAUAUCUACAUGAACACUGUGGCGUUGUUCACCGUGACAUCAAACCUGAAAAUCUCCUGUUUUAUCCUGUUCCUUUCAUUCCAACCAAAAAUCCAAAACCACCUGCUCCUGGUGACGAAGAAAAAGCCGAUGAGGGCGAGUUCACUCCCGGUGUUGGGGGUGGCGGUAUUGGUCAGAUCAAAGUGGCAGACUUCGGUCUGUCCAAGGUAAUAUGGGAUAGCGAAACGAUGACGCCAUGCGGUACAGUUGGUUACACUGCCCCUGAGAUCGUCAAGGAUGAACGUUAUUCCAAAAGCGUCGAUAUGUGGGCUUUAGGCUGUGUCCUCUAUACACUGCUAUGCGGCUUCCCUCCAUUCUAUGAUGAGAGCAUCCAAGUCCUAACCGAGAAAGUCGCUCGGGGUCAAUAUACUUUCCUCUCUCCUUGGUGGGACGACAUCUCUAAACCCGCCCAAGACCUCGUCUCCCACCUGUUAACUGUCGACCCGGAAAAACGCUUCACCAUCAAAGAGUUCCUGCAACACCCGUGGAUCAAACAAACGAACGAAGAAACCCACGCGGCCGCCGAUGCGCCACCGCUCGCAACUCCCUCCGCCCUCCAUGCGCAAUUCCUAGAAACCCCCGCCGCAGUGAUGGAUCGCAAGAUGGAUUUCCGAUCGCCAGGGGCCAUCAAUCUCCGCGAAGUCUUCGAUAUCAGUUACGCCGUCCACCGCCAAGAAGAAGAAGGCAAACGACGCAACAAUUUCAAACAGGGCUUCCAUGCACCCCUCAACCCGCUCAAUGAAGACUUCGAUGAUGACAACAGCGAUAAUGACGAAGAUCUCGAGGGAAUAAUUUAUUACGAUCAAGAUAAACAUGCCGCGAAUCCCGCCAAGGUAGCGCCACGGGCGGGGCAUAACCCGACCGAAGUAGCAACCAUGGAGGCAAAGUUGAAAUCUACGAAUCUGAAUGCAACCGCUGCUACGCAACCCAGUGCGGCGGCGCAGGCGAGACAGCGUGAACAACAGCAACAGCGGCAGAGACAAGCGCCACGACAGCAGGGCGGUGGCGGUUAUGGGACGCAUAGUUCUACUGUUGCGGCGGCGGCGAGGGAGAAUGCAGCGCGGUCGGCGAGACAGCCGUUUGAGCUUAGUUUAGAUAAUGCGACGUUGUUGGGGAGGAGGGGCAGAAGGUUGCAGGGGCAGAAGGUUGUUUAAUGAUGAUGUUUUGUUUUUCUUUUUCUUUCCCUUCUUCUGUUGGAUUCUGUGUGGGUAUAUGUAUGGGAUGCUGAAUCUUGAUUGCGACUUGUCGUGUAUAGAUCUGGCUAGAUCUUGUCCUUGAAUUUCUUUUCCCCCAACCUCCCUUCUUACCUUGCUCUUGAUGCUGAUUUUUGACUCCGAUAUCGUCUCCCUGUCUCCCCCCUUUCAUGAUUUCCUUAUAUAUUCUAUGCCUGCACUACUUUCUUUUUUCCCCUUCCUCUAACGAUCAUAUUGUGCUGUUUUUGUCUAGCUUUUUGAUAUCUAUAUAUUAUCAUUUUAUAUAUACAGCUGAUAGCAUGACUCGCUCUUGUUAGUAGAAGGGUGGGCAAGGAAAAACAAGCGAUCUCUUAUGUUUCCCUCAACCCAAUCUCUACCCCUCCACGCGCUGUUAUCCUUUUCACCUCCUCCACUUCCUCCUAUCUGCCUUCCUUCCCUCGUCUUCUUCCUCCCCCCUCCCCCACCUCUCUCAUUUUUUCCCCCCUUGUAUUUGGUGUGACACCCGAGGCCACAGGAUCCACGGCACAGGGCAUAAAACUUAGUUUUUCACAUACUACGUUAUAAAUGGCAAGAAGCCUUGGGGGAAACCUUGGGAUGAUGGAUGGGCUCGGUCAGGGGCCAUAAGGUUUUUUUUUCCCCUUUUCUAUCUAGAGCAUGAGUGAGUUGAGGUGAGAUAUGGCUUAUGAGAAAGUUUCUCUGUUUCCUUUUCUAUUUUGUCUUUUUUAAUGUUUUUCUUAUAUGUAUAGGACAUAUACGGGGUCGUAUCGUAACUAGCUACCCCCCCUCCUUCCCCCCCAAUAUAUGAAAAUAAAAUGUCAUGGCAUAUCGUCAUACUUUUUAAAGUACUCCGUACUGUACAGUACAAUUUCUUCAUUGAAAC